This is a messenger RNA of Sodiomyces alkalinus F11, 1582 nucleotides long. RefSeq names its product dienelactone hydrolase. The record is from RefSeq and is a predicted model, not a curated record. NCBI's taxonomy places the organism in Eukaryota, Fungi, Ascomycota, Sordariomycetes, Glomerellales, Plectosphaerellaceae. The transcript has 4 exons. Bases 342 to 1310 code for a protein of 322 amino acids. Gene Ontology annotation, molecular function: hydrolase activity.
CUCUUACUCGACGCGUAAUUACUUGGUACUUGGUGGGUAAUGAAUACCUACCUAGGUGUACCGUACACCGUCCAGUACCUUUCAGUGACAACGACGAGCCAGCCCUUGCCUCCUUACCUUGCUUGUUCCCCCUCCAACUACCGUCAACAUCACAGGAUACGUCUUUCGCCCGCGCCGUUUCGAUAAUCAACAUCUCACCAGCUGACCUGUUAAAAUUGUUGACUACCGUUACUCUCUAUUUCGUGGGAUUGGAGUAGCCUCUUGAUCAAUUCUCAUACACGCGAUCUUCACCAUAACGCACCCACCUCCACCCCUCAUUGAGGACCAAAAUUUCAUCCAACAUGACGGAAAUUGAUGUCGCAACCAAGGCCCCCGAGAGCAAUGCGACGGAGCAGCCUGCCGAGCCGAUCGAGAGUUCUCCCGCCGCUGGCCCGGCCGUAGGCGAACACUGUGUCACAGACCGACCAACACCCGCUGGCCAGGUGUCUACGGGUGAAAUAAUCAAGAUUAAUGAUGUGGAGGUCUACGUCUCCAAGCCAGCUGACUAUCCCCACGCUCCCGCUCGGUUCCUGCUCCUCCUGACCGGAGGCACGGGUCUUAAGUCGAUUAAUAACCAGCUCCAAGCCGACAAUUUUGCCAGCGAAGGGUUCCUCGUCGCCAUGCCCGACCUCUUUAACGGCGACCCGGCCCCCAACACGACCACCUUCGCCAGCCAAGAAGAGAGCCAGUCCCUCAUCGACGCAUUCAAGCUCAGGAUUGUCGAGACGGCAAAGAGUUUCCAGAUCGACAUGUGGCUCGCCCGCCAGACCGAAGAGAAGGUGCUUCCCAUCCUCCACAAGGUUAUCGACGGCUGCCGCGACGAGUUUGCCGACGCCAUCAAACACGGCGACGGAAUCUAUGCCGUCGGGUAUUGCAUCGGUGGACGCUACGUGCUUCUCCUCGGAUCCGACGCCCAGCCCACCACGCCGGGGCCGGAGAGACCAGCCGACGAAGAGGCUGGUGAGACGAAGACGGGCCCUCUUAUCAAGGUCGGCGCAGUGGCCCACGCCGCCUCUGUAACACCCAAGGACUUUGCUUCCCUGCGGGUCCCCGUCUCACUAGCCUGUGUCGAGAACGACGCUCUGUUCCCCGAUGAUGUCCGCGUCGCCGGUGAAGAUGUCAUGUCCCAGGCCAACCUGGAACAUGAAGUGAGGGUGUACCCCGGUGUGCCGCACGGUUUCGCGGUCGUUGGUGUGUACGAGGAUGCCACCAUUCGGGGAGCGCAAGCAACGGCGUACGAGCAGAUGCUGAGUUGGAUCAAUGAACAUUAGGUUUCCAGGGCUGGCGUUUGCGGUUGUUCCCAAUCUACCCAUGGCUUGAUGCCAUUGGGCUUUACGAUGUAACGAGUUCGGGCUAGGCUUUGCGUUUCAUUCCAUUUCGCGUAACGGAUAAGUCGACUUGACUCCGACGCAAACAUGUUAAUGAUGGAUUGGCGACGAGAAGGACCACGUCUGGGUCCCAUGCUUGGCGCUGCCAGGCUUUUCACCCGCUUCUCUUCUCAGAGAGGCACCUUUUGCAAUCAGAUUCAUUCAAGACCCGACGC